Messenger RNA from Necator americanus (New World hookworm), 1128 nucleotides. RefSeq lists its product as uncharacterized. Bases 1 to 1128 code for a protein of 375 amino acids. NCBI's taxonomy places the organism in Eukaryota, Metazoa, Nematoda, Chromadorea, Rhabditida, Ancylostomatidae. The transcript has a single exon. The record is from RefSeq and is a predicted model, not a curated record.
AUGCCGCUCUGUCUCACCUUCAUCGACUUGAAAAAGGCCUUCGACUCAGUUGAGACGGAAGCGGUCGUGGAAGCCUUGGACAACCAAGGCGUCCCUACUCAGUACAUAAAGGUACUUCGAGAGUUGUACAGUAACUUCACGACCGGAAUUUCGCCAUUCUACAAGAACAUCAUCAUUGACGUGAAGAGGGGGGUCCGACAGGGUGAUACAAUUUCACCCAAAAUAUUCACAGCCACCCUCGAGAACGCAAUGCGAAAGUUGGAAUGGGACGACAUGGGAGUGAAGGUUGAUGGUCGGCAGCUACACCAUUUGCGCUUUGCUGAUGACAUCGUACUGGUAACACCUAGCAUCAGCCAAGCGGAACGAAUGCUGACCGAAUUCGACGAAACAUGUGGAUGCAUCGGUCUUCAGCUGAAUCUACAAAAGACGAUGUUCAUGCGGAACGGAUGGGUCUCGGAUGCCCCAUUCACGCUCAACGGAACGAACAUAUCCGAGUGCACCAGCUACGUUUAUCUGGGUCGGGAACUGAACAUGAUGAACCCCGAGCUGGGCAGGAGGAGACGAGCGGCUUGGGGAGCGUACAAGAGCAUCGAGGAUGUAGUGAAGAAGACCAGGAACACCCGGCUCCGUGCUCACCUCUUCAACACCACCGUACUUCCGGCUUUGACCUAUGCUUCGGAAACCUGGGCAUUUCGCAAGCAGGAAGUAAACGCGGUGAGCGUCAUUGAACGCGCAAUUGAGAGAGUGAUGCUAGGAGUAUCCCGUUUCACGCAAGUGAGGGACGGGAUUCGAAGUUCUCUCCUACGUCAGCGAUCGAAGAUUAGAGACGCCGCCGCGUUUGCCAAGGAAAGUAAAAUAAGGUGGGCCGGACACGUGAUGCGCUUUAAUGACAACCGUUGGACCAGAGCCGUGAGCGACUGGGUUCCCCGCGAUAUUAAGCGUACUACAGGAAGACCGCCGACCCGAUGGUCAGAUUUCUUCACGAAGUCCUUGAAAGAAAAAUAUGAUGCUCUUCGUGUCCCACGCGAAAGGAGGAACCACUGGGCUACUCUGGCACGCGAUCGGGACAAAUGGAAAAAUUACUGGCGCCCGCUCGACCAGUUCGAAGAUCAACGGGAGUCAAGGUGA